AUGCUGAAAGGUAAGGUCGUCCUGGUGACUGGAGCGUCUCGAGGCGUCGGUAGGGGGGUUGCCGUCGAGGUGGCUAAACGCGGUGCCACCGUUUUCAUAACCGGAAGACGUCCUUCUAACGAAUCAUCCUGCCAGCUCCAGAAUACAGCCGAAGGUAGGAUACUGCUUAAACGUAUAUUAUUUUUCGUUAUAGAAAUAACUGCAUCAUGCGGCACGGCUAUUGUGAAAUAUGUCGACCACAGCAAUAUGGAACAGGUAGAAGGUCUUUUUGAAGACAUAAAACUCGAAGCUGGAAGACUCGAUGUUCUUGUUAACAACGCCUAUUCUGGUGUUCCUGUGAGUUUCUAGGAACCUUUAUUGAAGUCAGAAAGCUCUAGAUAAUCAGCGCCAAUCUGGGGAGAAAAUUUCACGAAAGUGAUCCGGAAGACCUUUGGGACGGCAUCAACAACGUAGGCCUUCGCAACGUCUACUUCUGCAGUGUCUACGCCGCCAGGAUCAUGGCUGCUCAAGGCUCAGGGCUCAUCAUAAACUUGAGCAGCGUUGGAGGGCUUUAGUUCGUUAAAUGUUCACGACAAAACUCACAGAAAGGCUUUCAGUAAAGUUUUCAACGUACCUUAUGGCGUCGGAAAAGCAGCAGUAGACCGUAUGAGCAAGGACUGUGCCCUCGAGCUCAGGGUUACUUUUUCUCAUAUUCACAGCGUUUUUAUCAAAGCUCCGACUGUGUUACAACGGCUAGUUCCAGGAUUCGAAUGUCGCCGUUAUCAGUCUGUGGCCUGGAGCUGUUCAAACCGAAACGUUCAUGACCUUGGCAAAAGGAGAAGAACAAAGAUUGGGAGAGGUUGGUUGUAUCAAAAAAUGAUAGGGAUAAACUUUUGCAGUUGAACCACCUCUUCUUGAAUGGAGAAUCGACAACUUUCGUGGGAAGAGCCGUCGCUUCCCUAGCAGAAGACGACAACGUGAUGCGGUUCUCUGGAAAGAUUCUUCAUACAGCUGACGUCGCCUUGCAAUACAAAGUUCAGAGAUGUUGGAGGUUAACCAAAAAGAGAAUUAGUUUGAUUUCCAACUUUUUUUCCAGAUAGAAAGCCGCCGCACUUUCGAAGUAUCAAGCAGCUUCUGUCGCUUUCCGGGUACAGAGGCCUUUCGAAGAUCGUUCCAGAGUUUUUCCGACUCCCCGGCUGGAUGCUCACUGCUCUCGAAAGCACAAUGUGAAUUAAAAAUAAAUGAAUUGAAAAAAAAGAGUACGUGUACGAGUAAAAUCGACUUUCUCUUCAUUUUCACAAAGUUCGACAUGGAUCAAGUAGUUAAACCGACAGUUGUACCAGUAAAUGAGAUAAAGAGAGUAAUGAAAAAGUUCGGGUUUUCAGGAUCCAUUUAACAUAGAAGAAAUAGCAAAAUAUCAGCCUCGAGAAUUCAUCGAACAUUUUUUGUUGACAAAACCCAUCGGUGUCCGCGUGCUCAAGCAAGACUGCAGAGUGAGCAAUUACCUGGGACUUGAAACGGGAAAAUGUUUCAGAUAACGAACAUUCAAGCCAAUUCUGGGCUGACCGGAAAAGCUUUCGUGGGAGACACAAUAGUCGCCGUGGAUGGAGUACGCAUCAGCAAGGGAGAAGAUUUAUAUAAAAAACUCAAGGAGCCUUCUGAGGUUUUCGUACGUGGUUUUUUCUCAAAAGUUGUCGUUUUUUCUAGAAAGUGAUGCUUGAAAUUCGUCAUUGCUCGUGGUCGUGGUGUUAUCAUAUCAAGACAACCGUCGAGCGCAUCCAAAUGGACAGAGACACGGAGAAAAUAAGUGGCAAACCUGUAGAUCUUUAUUAUGUAAUACAGAGAAAACACAACUUGGACUGAUUGGUUGUUGAGGUGGUGAUAAAAAUAGCGAGUCCCCCAGAAGUCCCUCCGCCGCCUAUCGGCCUCUACGUCAAGUACGACAACAGGGAUCGCUUGCAGGUCCUUUCCUUUUGUCUUUCUCAGAAGCGGGCGCGUUUUCAGAUAGCUUCGGUAGAGCCGAGAAGCAUGUCCGCUAUCCAUCUCCGCGCAGGCGAUAUCAUUAGGUUGGUUGGAUCUCAAAUUGUGUGUUCAUCUGAAGAUCAGGGAGUGCAAUGGCAGGCAACUCAGCAGCAAAGCUAUGCUCGAACAGCUCAUAAUUGAGUCUAUCAGAGACAAAGGAUCCGUGAGUUGAGGCAUGUUAUGUCAAUAAGAUUUAAGAUUUUUGCAGUUUUCGUUUUCGGUCGAAGCUCCGACGGGUGGAGAAUCUGUGCGUGACUCCGUUGAAAUGGCGCCCGAUGUCGUCGAAAUCGCCAACAAACAGGUUCAUUGUUUUUUUAAUCUCAAAUUCACCAGCAAACUUUUGACUAUACAAGAUUACUCCCUAGAUUAUACAGCUUUAUUAUGAUCCAAAACUUUUUUUUUUGUACAGAUUGAAGAGUUCAAAAAGGCAGCAGGACUGAUCAAACUCAAGUCUUGUCUCGAAACCCAGAAAGAGCAACAAAAACGAAAGUUCAGUAUUUCCUCUAAAGAACGGACGGAGGUUAUUUUUUCCCCUCAACUUCGAAAAAAAGUUUUUUUUAGUUUUCGAUUGUUAGCGACUGCGAUCCAUCGAAACUAAGACCUUGCAAAAAUGCCAACUGA
Molecule: messenger RNA, 2622 nt
Organism: Caenorhabditis auriculariae
Lineage: Eukaryota; Metazoa; Nematoda; Chromadorea; Rhabditida; Rhabditidae
Source: the annotation of a GenBank genome assembly